Mercurialis annua (annual mercury) is the source of this 1616-nucleotide messenger RNA. Its product is annotated as probable protein phosphatase 2C 2. Gene Ontology annotation, molecular function: protein serine/threonine phosphatase activity. The transcript is spliced from 5 exons. Gene Ontology annotation, biological process: protein dephosphorylation. Bases 208 to 1437 code for a protein of 409 amino acids. Lineage: Eukaryota; Viridiplantae; Streptophyta; Magnoliopsida; Malpighiales; Euphorbiaceae. The record is from RefSeq and is a predicted model, not a curated record.
UGUUUGACCAGUUAAGCAUAAUUUAUCACUAAAUUAGUGUUUCACCCUUCAUAUUUUCUCACCUCUCUUUUCUAUAAUUUGAAUUCGUUUCUUCUUUGAUUUUCAAAUUUGCAUGCAUCACACAACGCCCUUUACUUUUUCUCAAUCAACAAUUUUCAUGCAAUUGCGCCCACAGCCACAAGAUUUUAUAUUUUUUGACAAAAAGAUAUGAUACACUUUGAAGAUUUUUUGAGGAGAUUUUCUGUUAUUUCUCUUCAAACCCUUACAAACCUAAUAAUUUCCAUGGCUUCUUUAUGCCUUACUUCUCCUACUACUUCUUCGUCGUCGUCGUCGUCUUCUUUGCCUUCUCCUCUUUCAUGGGUUAGCCACUUAUUUCUUGAACCGCCACAGCCUCAGCAACAGCAAGCUGAGGAUAUUUACAGCAGUAAAAAUAAUAUUAUUUUCAAAGAUGUUAUUAGUGAAAAGAAAAGGAAGGGUAAUUUGCAUGAUGAUGAGCAUUUUGAAGCUUAUCAGAAGAGUUUGCAUGAUAAGUGUGGCUCAAGUGUGGGAGAGAAUAAUAUUAAGGGUAUGAAAUUGAAAAGGAGGCCUGCAAAAUUGGUUGUGCCUGAAUAUUGUCCAAGGCUUGAGUUUGGUGACAAGGAUAAGAAAUUGGAGAAGAAAGAAUUUGAGGUUCAAGGGAAAGAUUUCUGUUUGGCUAGCAAGAAAGGAAGGAGAGAAGUUAUGGAAGAUGGAUAUGGAGUGAUGCUUGAUAUACUAGGAGAUCCUAAGCAAGCAUUUUUUGCUGUGAUUGACGGACAUGGAGGCCGGGCAGCGGCGGAUUUUGUAGCUGAAAAUUUAGGAAAGAACAUUGUAAAAGGUCUUGAAACUGCCGGAGAACAACCGGAAAAAGCUAUUCGCAGCGGUUACAUGGUUACUGAUAAAGAGUUUCUUAGCCAGGAAGUAAGUAGUGGAGCAUGUGCAGCUAGUGUAGUGCUGAGAAAUGGAGAAUUACAUGUAGCAAAUGUGGGUGAUUGUAGAGUAGUUAUGAGUAGGAAAGGAGUAGCCGAUACAUUAACAAUCGAUCAUCGAGUUAGCCGGGAAGAUGAGCGUAUUCGCAUCGAGAAUUCCGGUGGUUUUGUGCAAUGCCGGAAUGGAAUGUGGCGAGUUCAAGGAUCGCUUGCGAUUUCUAGAGCUAUCGGAGACUUACAUUUGAAAGAAUGGAUAAUUUCUGAACCUGAAAUUAAAACCAUUCCACUAACUUCUGAUUCCCAGUUUCUCAUAAUGGCUUCUGAUGGACUUUGGGAUAAGGUGAAUGAGCAAGAAGCAGUUGAUAUAGUUUUAAGAGGCAAGAAUUCAGUCGAGGCUUGCAAAAAGCUUAUAGAAAUAUCAUUUAAUAGAGGCAAUUUAGAUGAUAUAACUGUAAUGCUCAUAAACCUUCAAAACUUCAUCGUAAAUUAAAACUAUAUAUUAUACAUGCAUAAUUAAACCUAUUGUACAUAUAUAUUCUGGAAGAGUUUUUGUAAGAAUGCGGCAACAAUAUUUUGGACCAGAUUUCGUCGUUUCAGCUCCUCUUUUUCAAAGAAAAAAAUAGAUACAUUUUUGUAAAUUUCAUGUCUUCCUAAUUUAGUUUAUUUAAA